Molecule: messenger RNA, 493 nt
Organism: Fopius arisanus
Lineage: Eukaryota; Metazoa; Arthropoda; Insecta; Hymenoptera; Braconidae
Product: cytochrome c oxidase subunit 6A1, mitochondrial
Exons: 3
Coding region: 29-382 (117 amino acids)
Biological process (GO): mitochondrial electron transport, cytochrome c to oxygen
Cellular component (GO): mitochondrial inner membrane
Molecular function (GO): enzyme regulator activity
Source: RefSeq, a predicted model, not a curated record
UUUGUUUCUGGUCAGAUAGUUAAAAAACAUGGCGGGUAGAAUGGUUCUAGGACGUUUGUUCGUCCGAAAUUAUUCGGUAAAACAUGGGGAAACAUUCGAUGUUUAUGCAACAACGCACGGAGCUGGGAAGGGUGUGAAGAUGUGGAAAAAUCUCUCCCUCUUCGUGGCUAUUCCAACGGUUCUCCUCGGACUGCUGAAUACUUACUUGAUGGAGAAAGAGGAGGAGAAAUCGACCAAAAGGCCUGAUUUCAAAAUCUACGAGCAUCUACGUAUUAGAAACAAAAGAUUCCCAUGGGAUGAAGGCCAGAGGACUUUAUUCCACAAUCCUCACAGAAAUGCUCUCCCCGAUGGCUACGAAGCUGAGGAGGAGCACCACCACUGAAAAAAUUUCCCACAAAUUCACCAGGGAUAAUUAUCAUCAGUGAUUUCUAGAUUUGUUCUAUAGUUAAUGUAACAUACAACUGUCAAAGAAUAAAAUUUAAUCAAAUAAUUA